UGACAACCUUGCAGGACCCACCUUAACCCUACAAGGCUCCCAUAUCUGCUCCGGCGUCCAUUCAACCUACCAGCCCACCCACCGGACGAUCAACCAUGGUGUCAAUGGGACGCCAAAUGCUUGGCUUCUGCCUGGCCAUCAUCGGCGCGGUCGGGACCAUCAUCGUCUGCGCUCUGCCCAUGUGGAAGGUGACCGCCUUCAUCGGGGCCAACAUCAUCACGGCGCAGGUCAUCUGGGAGGGCCUGUGGAUGAACUGCGUGGUCCAGAGCACGGGGCAGAUGCAGUGCAAGAUCUACGACUCGCUGCUGCAGCUGCCGCAGGACCUGCAGGCCGCCAGAGCGCUGGUGGUCGUCUCCAUCAUCGCCGGGGCCUUCGGGGUGCUCCUGGGCAUCGCCGGGGGCAAGUGCACCAACUUUGUGGAGGAAGAGCGGGCCAAGUCCAGGGUGGCCAUCGCCGCCGGGGUCAUCUUCAUCAUCGCCGGCGUGCUCGUCCUCAUUCCCGUGAGCUGGUCGGCCAACACCAUCAUCCAGAACUUUUACAACCCCAUCCUCACCAACCCUCAGCGGAGGGAGAUGGGGGCCGCGCUGUACAUCGGCUGGGCCUGCGCCGGCCUGCUGAUCCUGGGAGGGGCCCUUCUUUGCAGCUCCUGCCCCCCCAAAGAGGACGCGCCGGAGUACCCAGUGAAGUACUCCCAAGCCCGAUCAAACGCCACCAGCCGGGCCUACGUCUAAGGACGCCACGCUUAAAGACGAUUCAGAGAAGCUAUUUAAUUAAGAUAUAUACACCUUCGUGACCUUUGUGGCUCUGGAACAGGUCCAGGACAACACUGACCUUUCAAAAUGGGACAUGUGAUUUCCAAUUUUUGAAGUCACUUUCUCUGUGACGAAAGAGAAUGAUUGUUCAGAGGACGACGCAACUGUUGGGGGUUUGAUCGGGCCCCCAAAGGGUGGGAAACCUAACCGACUGCGACGAGCGCCAUGCUAUGCUACCUGUGUACUGAAUAUACAAUACACACAUGUUGGACUUGUUUGAUUUUAAAACCAACGUCUGUGACAACUGUGAUGAAGAAAUUGUCUUUCUUUGGUUAAGAAUUGUAUGUACAUAUUGUUUGACUUUUACUAAUGUUAUAUUGCUAUCAUUCACAAGUCCAUUGUGUUUCGUAUACAUGCAUAUCAUACUGUUUAUUUUUUAUUAAAAAAUCUUUCAUUCACCCAAUAUUGGUUGCCUGUUUGGUCUGUCUUAUCAUUUGCUGUGAAAGUCUCACCAUGACACAAGUGCCAGUUAAUUUUCAUUAAUAUCUUAAAAUAUUGAUUCACUAGUCUCCAGAAAGGUUGAUCUCAGGAUUUUACCUCUUUCACCUCUAAAAUUCAGCUGGUCAUGCUCAUUCAAAGACCUGCCUUUUUUAAAGUGUCAGUAGGAUUUCAAUCUGACUCCACAAAUGACCUAGCUGCUCAGUGUGAGAAGGAAGUUACACCAGAGUAAUAUAUUUAUGUACAUUUUUGUAUGUUUAGACGACGACUUUGUUGAUUCAUGAUCAGAACCAAGUUACUGAACC
Molecule: messenger RNA, 1555 nt
Organism: Gadus chalcogrammus (walleye pollock)
Lineage: Eukaryota; Metazoa; Chordata; Actinopteri; Gadiformes; Gadidae
Product: claudin-4-like
Exons: 1
Coding region: 96-731 (211 amino acids)
Biological process (GO): cell adhesion; bicellular tight junction assembly
Cellular component (GO): plasma membrane; bicellular tight junction
Molecular function (GO): structural molecule activity
Source: RefSeq, a predicted model, not a curated record